AAUACGUCAUUCGGCGCGCGCAGGUUCCUACCCACAAUGCACCGCUGUCUUAGAGAGCGCCAUCUUUGUAACGCCGUGUUGGAAAUCAGAAGCUAAUUUCUCGCGUUAUUCGCCUUGUAUUUUUAUGUUUGCCAGCGUUUUAGCAUAACAAUGGGGGUGAAGGUGCCACGUCCUCGCUGCUUCUUCGACAUCGGCAUCGGGAACACGCUCGUCGGCCGCGUGGUGUUUGAGCUUUUCUCCGACGUGUGUCCCAAGACGUGCGAGAACUUCCGCUGUCUCUGCACAGGUGAGCGGGGGAUUGGGAAGACGACACAGAAGCCUUUGCACUAUAAAGGAUGUCUGAUCCACAGGAUAGUGAAGGAUUUCAUGAUCCAAGGAGGAGAUUUUAGUGAAGGAAAUGGCAGAGGUGGUGAAUCCAUUUACGGAGGAUUUUUUGAAGACGAGAGCUUCUCUAUGAAGCAUAACAAGGAGUUCCUGCUGUCUAUGGCGAACCGAGGCAAAGACACCAACGGCUCACAGUUCUUCAUAACUACAAAACCUACUCCUCAUCUGGAUGGAAUUCAUGUGGUGUUUGGUCAGGUGAUCUCGGGCCAGGAGGUGAUCCGGACCAUCGAGAGUCAGAAGACGGACACUAACAGCCGACCGUACGCGGAGGUCAAGGUGCUCAACUGCGGCGAGCUCGUCCCCAAAUCCAAAGCCAAGAAGGAGAAGAAGAAGAAACAGCAGUCGUCCAGCGAGAGCAGCGAUGACUCUUCGUCCUCCUCGGAGUCUUCUGACGAAUCCGAGGAGUCCGACAAGGAGGACAAGAAGCACAAGAAGAAGCAUAAGAAGGAGCAGAAGAAGAAGAAGAAGGAGCAGAAACACAAGAAGAAAAAGGAGAAAGGGUCUGAUGAUGAGGAAGAAGCCAAGGAGGAGAAGCCUCAGCAGCCCGUUUCAUCUGUCCGUCCAGAUGAAGUCCCGCCCAUCCCAGAGAACCGCUUCCUGAUGAGACGCAGUCCACAGCCUCAGCCUAAAGAGGAGCAGGGGAAGGACAAACCGAAGGAGAACUCUGGGAAAGAGCGGCAGAGAGAAAGGGAGAGGGACAGAGAACGAGACAGAGAGAGAGACAGGGAGAGACCCAUGGUGAACUCAAGACCAAAUCGCACACGCCUGGUGAUGACCCGAUCCGGCCGGAGAAUUAAAGGAAGAGGACCCAGGCGUUAUCGGACUCCAUCACGGUCUCGCUCUCGUUCCUGGGAUCGUUUCCGGCGCAGUGAGACUCCGCCACACUGGAGAUUGGAGAUGCAGAGAACCCAGAAGGCCAAACCCAAUACGCAGACCACACAGGAGCGCUGGAUCAAAGGAGACAAAGGGGAUGUGUCUCAGGAGAAGACCGAAACCACAGAGCAGCCGGAGAAAGAGAAAGCAGACACUGCGCAGGUACGAGAGAGGAAGGACUCUGAGCGAGAGAAGAAAGGCACCAAGAGGAACAAAUCAAGCAGCCCAGAUAAAGGACGAGAGAAGAAGAGCGGCAGACAUCACUCUAGGAGCCAGGAGAGGGACAAACGAAAAAAAGCAGAUGGAGAGGCGGAAAAGAGGAAGGGGCGCAGUCGCAGCAAGAGCAAGGAGAAGAAAGGAGAGGAGGAUCAGAAACGCAGCAGAACAGAUGACAAAAGGGGCCAAUCGAGCAGCAAAGACAGGAAAGACAAAGACACAAAAAAGGACAGAGAGGACAGCAAGAGCAAGGAGCGGCCUAAGCAGUCUGAGAGAGACGCAAGGGACAAGAGGGAUGACGCCAAAAAGACAAAGAAUGGAGAAACUCGGCGUGAAAGAUCACGAAGCAGAGAAAGAGAGCGCGACAUCAGGAGACGGUCCAGGUCUCGGUCCAGGUCCCGGUCCAGAUCGAGAGGGCGUGGCAAGCGAGAAAGGUCACGCAAUAGGGGUCAGGGCAAGCGACGAAGCAGCAGCCGGGACAGGAAGUCACGUCGAUCAAAAAGCAGGGAUCAAAGAGACAGAGGCAGGGAGCAUGGGAGAGACCGAGAGGACGGAGAGAAGAAGAAAAGCGACAUUAAAUCUGAUGAAGCGAAGAGCAAAGAGAGCAGAGCAAGAGACCAGAGCUCUAAAGAGCGGUCUAGUCAAAAACGCCGGAGCAGAGAGAGAAGUGCCAAACGGAGACGUGCGAAAAGCAGCAGCAGCUCAGACAGCGACACAGACAAGCGCAAAAAAAGAGGGAAGAGUGAGAGCCCCAAAAGCAGAGAGCGAGCAAAAGACAAAUCACGCAGCCCCAAGAAGGAUCACAAGAAUGAGAAAAAGGACUCCAGCUCGAGCGACAGUGACUGAUACUGCCCAGGACCUCCACAUCCUCUGAACACCUCAUCCAGUCUUAAGAACUACUGACGCACCGAUCCCAUGUGUCCACUCGCAAUGCGAUGCCGAGGUUAGAGAUCAGAGUGCCGGCUGAUAUCACACUGAUCCAAGACUGACUUUUUUUUUUUUUUUUCUUUCUUUUCUUUUCUUGUUUUUAAACGCAGCAGUUUGGCAAACUUGGAUUUCUCCUCAUCCCAAAUGUAGCCAAGAUAUGUUUGAUUUCUGACAUUUGCUUCUGGGUAGCUAACAAGUAAUGACGAAUCAAAAAUGUAUUAGCUAGCUAGCAAGUAAAAACUUAAUUCCCAUGAUUUUGGUUGCCUGGAAUCCGAACUGAAUCGGCUAAAAAGUGGUAGGUAACGUAAUGUAAAAACAACAAAAAAAAUAAAAAUGGAGAGCUGUUUAGCUAGUUAAGGGAAUUAAUACAGACACAAAAAAAAAAGUAUGUAAAUUCCCACAGUGAGGCCAAAGUCAUCACCCUUUUCUAACAAAGUAUCUGAGGGAGCACGUUGUGUUCGUUGUCGAUUUAACAAUUUGGGAAGUUAUCGGCCAAUAUUUCGACUGUUAGCUGCAGUGUUCCGUCUUUGCAUCACAAAUAACAUACAGGGGUGUCCGAAAAGUCAGGAACCAAUCAGAGUAAAACUACAUAUACUUAAUUUUGUAUUUAUUAUUCACAACAUAUGCUCUAUAUGGUGUCCCUUACGCUCUACACGUUUUCUCAGUAUCUUUUUUUUAUUUUUUUUUUAAAUUGGAGUAAUAUAUCUGCUCACCGUAUUCCUAUUGAUUCCUGACUUUUCAAACCCCCUGUAUAUUCCUUGUGAUGUGAUAGACUCUGGCUAGCAUCCUUUAUUUAUCUUUGAUUAUGUUUAACCUUGAGGUGACUGACUUGUACUGCUUUCGAAGCAGGAGAGUUAAAUCACAGCUUUGCGCUGCACUUCUUUUUUUUUCUUUCUUUCUUAGUUUCGUCAGUGAUUCCGCAUACCUAAUGUGUUAAUGUCAUGUGUGCAUGCUAAUUAACCCAACCUUUGUGUAGUGCAGCAGGUGAUGGGAUUCAGAACGAGUCAUACGCACUAUAGUUACAGCAUUGCGGUCCGUCACACAACCAUGAAUUACAUUGUUACCUUUUUUUUUUUUUAUUUAUUUUUUUCCCCUGGUUGCUGUACGAGAGAGGAAGAGAAACACUGCCAACUAACCUACUGAGCCUACGUGUCCCCUGGGCAACUGUGAAUAAAAACUUAAGAGCCAGGACACACAAUCUUUCUACUGAUUAAUCCACCUCUGAUGAUAUAAUUCCACUUCAUAUAUUGUGAUACAUGCUCUAUUCCAGCUAUUUUACACAAUUAUUUCUUUAAUAAUGAGAUCACACAGCUUAACAAUGUCAUUUCUUUCAAGUACAUGUAGAUAUGGCUAUGUAUUUAUGCAAAAGACUUAAAUUACUAGCUCGAGUGCAAAACUAAAGAAGCAAACAUCAGACCCAAACACACCCUGGCUGUUUUGACUACAUUUGGGACGUUGUGAACUUUGCAUUUAAGAAUGGUAGCUGUCUUAAAAAAACAUAUCUCUGCUUUAGAUUUCAAUGAUCUCUGCAGUGUUUUAUCUCCAAAGGGCCGCUCUUGUCCCAAAUCAAACCAAACAUCGCUUGCUGGCUAAAGGCGAGUGUCAUUUCAGCUCAGCUUCAAGCACGAGUGAGCUUUAUUCGAUGUUUGAUCUUGGUCUUCAAACGAGUUGUGAUUUGUACCAGACAUGAAGGUCUGCAGCCACAUCGGCCUUUUGCAGGUAAGACUGGAUGUCCCUGAAUUAGCCUUUUAAAGGGUUACCGAUGUGCACACGGAGCCAAGACGACGUGAUUCAGAGACUGGUGGUUCGUGAGAAGUAAAGUGGCGGCAGUCUUUUUCUCUUCUUUCCUCCAUGCUGUUUGCAGGAGCUGUAUUUCAAACUGGAUCUACUUUUAGUUAGCAUAAAAUGGAUGAUCGUGCUUUCCCUGAGGUCCUACGCGACCUAUGUCGCUGUUCUGCUCGGUGUUUAGUGUGAGACAGGAUGGGAAUUUAGAUUUUUUGGAGUUUUAUAUGGGGUUUUAUGUAUGUAAUGUCCACAUACAAGUGUCGGUUCUGUUUGAAAAUUAAAUCCGAUUCUGAAAAUA
Messenger RNA from Pangasianodon hypophthalmus (striped catfish), 4483 nucleotides. RefSeq names its product peptidylprolyl isomerase G (cyclophilin G) (gene ppig). Gene Ontology annotation, biological process: protein peptidyl-prolyl isomerization. Lineage: Eukaryota; Metazoa; Chordata; Actinopteri; Siluriformes; Pangasiidae. Gene Ontology annotation, molecular function: peptidyl-prolyl cis-trans isomerase activity. The transcript has 13 exons. Gene Ontology annotation, cellular component: nucleus. The record is from RefSeq and is a predicted model, not a curated record. The coding region runs from base 151 to 2319 and encodes 722 amino acids.